This is a messenger RNA of Capsella rubella, 1248 nucleotides long. RefSeq lists its product as uncharacterized. The coding region runs from base 59 to 1105 and encodes 348 amino acids. The record is from RefSeq and is a predicted model, not a curated record. NCBI's taxonomy places the organism in Eukaryota, Viridiplantae, Streptophyta, Magnoliopsida, Brassicales, Brassicaceae. The transcript is spliced from 6 exons.
GAUCGUUCUGCGAGUCACCAAAGACACAGAGAAAGGGAGGAAGACGAAGAGACGAGAUAUGGCCGGACUUUUAGCUUGGGCCGCCGAUGUCGUCGGUAAAAAUGGAAAAGAAGGAGACGAUGAGAAAGAUCGGAUCCCACUUGUUUUCACGGAGGAGCAGCAGAGAUACGUCGACGAGCUUGGCCGGAAAGCGACAACCCUCAGCCGUUCGAUCCAAGAUCUAAGGCUUAGAUUGCCUCCACCGGAUAUCUCCCAGCGUCUGCCUCACCUUCUUGCUCACUCCCUCGCCUCCAAUGCCGCUCUCACUCUUCAGCUUGAUUCGCAUUCCGCUACUCGUGAACAGGCUCAAAUGAGAGAGCAGACGCUGCUGGAAGAAAACAGUACAUAUGAGAAUGCAAUAUCAAAUUGUGAGACCAAAAUAGAAGAGAAAAGGAACGAAGCAGAUUCUCUUCUUAGAAAGUUGAAGGAGCUCGAAGAUGUAGAGGAGAACUUGAGAAAUGAGCAGGAAGAUGAACAAGCUUCUCUAGAAGCAAGUCAUUCCAAAAGCUCUGGUGAAUCUGUUAUUCAGGGUGAUAGGAAUGGAAAAGAUGGAGCAGAUACAGAAGCUAUGAAAUCUGUUAUGCUAGAGAAGUUGGAGGGGAAAAAGAAUGAUUUGAGUUUAAUGGAAGAAAAGGUUCAGAAUUUAGAGAGGAGUUGGGCUGUUAUACAGGAAAGAGCACUGAAGCAGCCUUCUCCAGGUCAGAGAGAGAAGACACUGGAUAAACAACUUCAUAGUCUAAUCGAACAAUUAGCUGCAAAGCAGGCACAAGCAGAGGGGAUUGUUGGUGAGAUUCAUUCGAAUGAGAUGGAGUUAGAGAGACUAAACAGUUUGUGGAGAAGGUAUGAGAGCUUUAACGUUGAGGGGAACGCUGCAAGGAACAGAUUUAAGAGAACAAAUUCAGAUAGAGGAUUUGGUUCAGACCAGGAAGUUGAUGGUCAUUCCUACCUUCCGUAUACAUCUGCUACAAGAAAUGAGACCCAAACGAGGCUUAUGUAUCUCAGGUCAGCUUUUGUCAUCUACAUUUUGGCUUUGCACGUCCUGGUUUUCAUCAAAAUAUCCUUUUAAGAAAUUGUGUACACGAGUGCUCUCUUGUGAUUUUAGUUUGCACAAAGGGGUCAAAAUACUACAUAUAAAGUUUAUAGGAAUACGAUAAUUGUUCUCAAAUGAUUUACUGUCCUUCCAUAUAGUAUAUGGCGAUUGAAUUCUGA